AAGUCGUUAGCCACGACUUACAAAAUGAUCGUCCAGACUUUGAGGGUUUGGCAGAUCCGCUCGAAUAAUCUGCAUCGGUCGACUGGCUGUCGUCACGCUUUCGCUUCUUGUCUGAAGUUACGUAUCAUAGCAUUUUGAGGAUAAUGAGGUACAUUACUUACUUACUUUGGAGAUUUAACGUGCGCUUUCCGACUGAUGCGUAUUUCGCACACGGGCCCGGCCAGGCCAUUUAAUGUGUUUCCAAAAGGGGCGAACAAGGUACAUCGACGAUGCAAGUUGAAAAUCUACAAAUCUACAGCUGACUGAUGGCAAGCGUCGCCUGUCGUGUGGUGGUGAUUGGGGGCGGUCUAGCCGGACUCUCGGCAGCGGAGCAUCUCAAGAAGGCUGGAGUGACCGGUAUCUGCAUACUGGAGGCAUCACACAGAUGUGGAGGGCGUAUGAAGACCAUGGUAUUUGGGGAGGGCAUUGUGGAACUUGGAGCGAACUGGAUCCAUGGAGCAACGCUUUCCAACUCCGUCUUUACAUUGGCUGCGCAAAACAAUUUACUGUACCCAUAUGUGUUGCUUGACAGGAUGGAAGGCUACUGUUACACGUCAGAUGGCCGUGUCAUUGACCCUCACCUGACCAAUCGAGUUUGGACCGUAUACCAAGCUAUAGAAAGAGACUUGCAAGGAUUGUCUAGUCGAGGUAGUGACGGACUUGGGCUCCCCCUGGAAUCCUGGUUCAACAACAAAUUGGAGAAGGCUAUGGUCUUGUUUGAAACACAAGAGCAAGAAGAUGCUCGGGCGGUCAUGAACUGUCUGUUAAACCUGGUGCGGUUUCAUAACGGCGGCUUCUUGGAUGACACAGAUACACACUUGAUAUCCCUGUACGAAGAGCUGCCAGGUGGCGAAGUGAAACUGCCUCGUGGAUGUGCAUCCAUCCUAAAUGCCAUGCUCCACACCCUGCCCCAAGGCACAGUGCAGUGUAACACAGAAGUGACCAACAUUCGUCUGAACACAUCAGGACUGACACCUAAUGUGGAAGUCACGUGUAGGAAUGGAAGUCAGGUUGUGGCAGACCAUGUGAUAGUAACCUGCUCUCUAGGCUUCCUCAAGCGCCAGCACCACACUCUCUUCUCACCACCGCUACCUCGUCACAAGGUCCAUGCCAUUGAAAAUAUCGGCUUCGGUAUUGUUGGCAAAAUAUUCCUGUACUACAAAACACCUUUCUGGGUACGAGGACACGGGGGUAUCAAGUUGUGCUGGCAAGGACAUGAAUCACGACUUAAGGGAAAGGAGGAAUGGUACAAGAAAAUAUUCGCUUUUGAUGAGGUGCUCAAUAACCCUGGUGUGCUGGUGGCUUGGUUGUCGGGGGCCGAGGUGGCCUACAUGGAACGUUUGCCGUUACAAGAAGUAGCCGACGUUUGCUCAAACAUCUUGAAAUCAUUUUUAGGUAAUCCAUGUCUGCCUUCCCCCACCCGGGUGUGUCGGUCAGGGUGGAGCGACAACCCCUACAUAUGUGGCUCUUACAGCUACCCCACAACAUCCGAUCCCUGGAGCCUCGUCCCACACCUUCUGCAGCCAGUGUGUACUUCAGACCAAGUUCCCCGGAUCCUGUUUGCAGGGGAGGCAACUCAUCCGUCCUUCUUCUCUACCAUGCACGGCGCCAGAUCCUCUGGUUUGAGGGAGGCCAACAGGAUCAUCGCCUGGUACAACACACGACCCAAACUCUAGUAUCCUCUUGCUCAUUGUGUGCUCUUACCAGUUUAUUCCAAAACUGAAGCGCGAAGGUUAACCCAGAAAUGAGUACAUACAGAAUUAGAUUGUGAAAUCAGUAAAUAACCACACAAGCUCAAUGAACAACAACAAAUUAUAUAUAAAUACACAGGAUACGGAUUACAUUAUCAAAAGGCAAUACAAUGGUCACUAUUGUCGCAGCAACAAUAUACAAUAAUAUAUAUCAGGGCUUAGUAAUAUAGUCGGCAUUUGUCACAUUUGAAUGUCUUGAGUCAAGCAUGUGCUUUGUCUUUAAAUCCAGGAAUGAGUGUUGGAAGCAGGCCGAAAAGUCUGUGUUUUCCAAUAGCUAUCCUGUCUGAAUUGUGCAAAUAGAUAGACUCAAGUCAGGUCGCAGAAGAAAGGCCUCGAAUCGCCUUAUCUCGCACGUUUAAAGGUACAGCCAGCAUUCUAGAGUUUUCUUCAUCGAGAACCAGGUCGUCAUUUCCAGAAGUGAAAACAGGCUGUAGACAAUCUCCUCACAUCAGAGCCCAUUAUACCAGAAGGCUAAGGAAGGUGUCAUGGCUGGGUCGGAGUUUGAUCAAGAACAACAAAGGGAGGUCACUCCACAUCAAGGUCUCUACCGAGGUUAACAUUAUAGGAGCACCUCAAUCAAUUUGACACUUACUAUCAUAUUUGUUUGUUUGUUUGUUGUUUUAUUCCAGCUAUAUGACGGCGGUCUGUAAGUAAUCGAGUCUGGACCAGACAAUCCAGUGAUUGAUAUUAUGAGCAUUGAUCUACGCAAUUG
Messenger RNA from Haliotis rufescens (red abalone), 2502 nucleotides. Its product is annotated as spermine oxidase-like. The transcript is spliced from 4 exons. Bases 306 to 1715 code for a protein of 469 amino acids. The record is from RefSeq and is a predicted model, not a curated record. Gene Ontology annotation, molecular function: polyamine oxidase activity. NCBI's taxonomy places the organism in Eukaryota, Metazoa, Mollusca, Gastropoda, Lepetellida, Haliotidae.